AUGAACAUCAUCGCUCUCAUAUGGCAUUUCUUCACCACCUUCUUCAACAGCCUUCAAGAUAACACUAUGAUACUGGACGGACUUAGAGUAUUGUUAGCGGGGACAUUCUUUGAGUUCAGUAGGAGGACUGCUACAUCGGCUUGGAGUACUUUCACCGAUAGCUUCUUCAUCACCGCCACCAUUUCAGAUAACGACGAAGCAUACGAUUGGGUAUCGCAAUACUUGGAAACACACGCACCUAUCAUGCUUCCCUCCACGUCAUCUCAACCACAACACUUUGAUCCUGCUCGUUACACUAUCAAGACGAAUCUGAUGGAAGCGGUUUAUCCUACUGGCAGAGCUGCCCCAAGACACAUCCAUCUAGCUGCAAAACGACCUAGAAAUAAUCGAGGGAAUGGUCAAGCUCACCGCUCGAGACGUAUGCGCCGGGAUAUGUAUGAUUCUGAAUCGGAUGACUACGAGAGCGAUGACGAUGAGGAGAAAGAUGCGAUUCUGCAUGUUGAACCUUCCAGCACAAUCAGUCGAUACAUGCAAUUCCAGAACAAAACUAUCCAAUUUCAGAUCAAAGAUGAUGGACUAUCGUCGUUCGCCAUCAAUCAGAGAAAAUGGCUCAUCAUGUCUACAUUCUUAGGCACCCAUGACAUCUUCACUACCCUCAUCCAGACCGCUCGGAAGGAAUACCUUGCUCAACUCCCCAAACGUGCUAUAUCAAUAUACUCACCCGAACAUGGAUCAUGGUAUAAGAAAUCGACAAGAACGAUGAGACCAUGGGAUUCAAUCAUCUUACCCGAUGGAGUCAAGGGAUGGCUAUUGGCGGAUGCGACCGAGUUCUUGGCUGAGAGGGAUUUCUAUGAGGAAAGAGGUGUACCGCAUAGAAGAGGGUAUCUGCUGUAUGGUGAACCAGGAAGUGGAAAAAGUAGCUUGAUUAGCGCUCUUGCUGCUCAGCUGAGGUUAGAUAUUUACAUUGUCAACAUUGGUGGUCGAUACUUGGACGAUGAUACUCUCAGUAGUCUUAUGCAAGAUUGCCCCAGUCGAUGUAUAUUGCUAAUGGAGGAUAUUGACUGUGCGUUCAAGAAACGAAAAUUACCUGGUAGCAAGAGACGAACCACACCGCAACAAGAUGAACCCAACCCGAACACAGAAGGAAACGAAGAAGAUAAUGAUGAUCCAGGAAUGUUUCCACCUAAUAGCGGAGCAACCAUCACUUUGUCCGGCCUGUUGAAUGCUUUAGAUGGUGUAGCCAGCUCAGAAGGAAGAUUGUUGUUCUGUACAACCAACUGGAAAGAUAAGAUUGAUCCUGCUUUGUGUAGACCAGGUCGUUGUGACGUGUGGGUCGAGUUCAAGCAUGCGACACGAGAACAAGCUCGAGAUCUCUUCAUCCACUUUUUCCGAGCCCGACUCCGAUCCGAUCCUCACAAUCCAGUUGAUAUCACCAGCAACUCGAACGCCAAUACUGAAAAGCCCUUCAAUUCAGCUUCUCCUCAUACAGAUAAUGGGGAAGAUCUGUUGGCUUUGGGUGAGAAGUUUGCAGGGGCGAUUCCCAAAAGCACAGUCUCGGUUUCGGCUUUACAAGGGUACUUGGUACGAUACAAAAGGGAUCCACACGCUGCCGCUGAGCAUGUGGGGAAAUGGGUGGAGGGAGGUUGUGGACAGGGUCCCACGAUGUUUAUCAAAGAUGGGAGAGUCCAGGAGAGGGAGGUGGAUGAAGUGGUCGACGCAGGGGAUGAUAGUGGGGCUCUGGAUGAAACUAAGAACGAGGAUAGAGAUAUAAAUGGUGAGCCAAAUGGGCAUGUGAAUGGUGGGGACAAGGCGUAUAGGGUCUUCAAUGGUGGUAUCGAGAAGAACGUCAAUGGAAUGCCCAACGGAUGGGGUGAUGGCAAUUCAACUGCAAUAGCUCAGGGGAAUAUACUGAGAAGAGCUAGAACCCAUUUUAGAACUUUGAGUAGAGGUAAAUAG
Molecule: messenger RNA, 1956 nt
Organism: Kwoniella mangroviensis CBS 8507
Lineage: Eukaryota; Fungi; Basidiomycota; Tremellomycetes; Tremellales; Cryptococcaceae
Exons: 8
Coding region: 1-1956 (651 amino acids)
Biological process (GO): protein insertion into mitochondrial inner membrane from matrix; mitochondrial respiratory chain complex III assembly
Cellular component (GO): mitochondrial inner membrane
Molecular function (GO): ATP binding; ATP hydrolysis activity
Source: RefSeq, a predicted model, not a curated record